Molecule: messenger RNA, 3017 nt
Organism: Uranotaenia lowii
Lineage: Eukaryota; Metazoa; Arthropoda; Insecta; Diptera; Culicidae
Exons: 2
Coding region: 324-2024 (566 amino acids)
Biological process (GO): lipid metabolic process; intracellular signal transduction; proteolysis
Molecular function (GO): aspartic-type endopeptidase activity; phosphatidylinositol-4,5-bisphosphate phospholipase C activity
Source: RefSeq, a predicted model, not a curated record
CACCCUACAAACAAUACCGCUGGGCUCACUGCUGGCAGCCUAUCUGUCAGCCGAUCGACGCGCCAACCAGCGGGUAGAUUACAACAACAACAACCAAUCACUUUAUGUUUUGUAUUGUAAACGCAUAGUCGCGACGUGAUUUUACCUCGUCAAUAAAUCGUCUUUUUAAUAUGUAGUGUUAAGUAACUACGUGUUAUUUAUUACCUUGUAUCCGUGCUACCCCAGUUUACAACAGUGGCGACGAGUCGGUCGUUUAAUUUUCGCGAAAUCCACCGAAUUAUCGCAAAAUUAAUUCCCCCACGCGGAAACGACAACGGUGUGAAAUGGAUUCGGAAGAACAUAACCGUACUUCGGAUCUAGCCGCUGGAUCAAAUGGGACCAUCAACGGGCUCCCCAGUGGACAGCAGUUCCUCCCAGCUGGCAUGGCAAGCUUUGUUCGCCCCACACAGUUCGGUCAGCAGCCACCGACGGGACUUUCUCAACAGUUCCCCGGGCAGCAGCAGCAACAGUCGUAUCAAUCAACACACCACCUCUCAUCAUCAGACGCACUCCUUUCCCAGCUCCUCCAACAGCAGCAAGCAUUUGCGACACAAAUGCUAAAUCAGCAGCAGGAGUUUAUGCGACAGCAGCAGGAGAUGUUCCUCCGUGCGAUGUCAUCGCUAAGCGUGCAGGUACCAUCUAACCCUGAAGUGAUUUUAGAUUCACUUUCGCAUCACAUCAAGGAGUUCCGGUACGAUCCGGAAAACAACAUUACGUUUGCGGCUUGGUACGCGCGGUACAAAGACCUGUUUGAGCAAGACGCUUCCCGGCUCGACAGCGAUGCAAAAGUCCGUUUGCUCCUCCGGAAGAUGGGUUCCGCCGAACAUGAACGGUAUGUUAAUUUCAUCCUUCCGAAACUACCGAAAGAGUACCAAUUUGACGAAACUGUUCGGAAAUUGGGAAUCCUGUUCGGUGCUGCUGAAUCGCUCAUUAGCAAGCGUUACCGGUGCCUACAAACAACAAAGAAGUCCACCGAAGAUUACGUUUCGUUUUCAUGCCGUGUAAACAAGAACGCGGUCGAUUUUGAGCUGAGUAAAUUGACGGAGGAGCAGUUCAAAUGCUUAUUAUUUGUUUGCGGCUUGAAAGCGGAGUGUGAUGCAGAGGUGCGUACUAGACUGUUGGCAAAAAUCGAGGACCGGGACGACGUGACUCUGGAGCAGCUUUCCAAAGACUGCCAGCGGCUGAUGUGUCUGAAGAGAGACACAGCUAUGAUCGAGGGAACAUCCAGAUCACUAUCAGUGCAGUUCGUGAAGCGGAAUCGGAAACAAAUUUCCAAAAGUUCUCCGAAAAAAGUGAACAGUGAAAACAAAAACAUUCCCCCAACCCCUUGUUGGAAGCGCGGCGCAAUGCACUACACUCGUGAGUGUCCAUACUUGGACCACUUGUGUAGUGAUUGUGGCAACAGCGGACACCGUGAAGGUUAUUGUUUAACCGAAAACAAAAGUGGAAAGCCCUAUCACAAAAACAAAAACAGUACUUUUCGGGCAAAAUCUGUUCAAGUGAAUACAGUGCAGCAAAAAAGGAGAUUUGUGCAAGCUAGGCUGAACAGUGCAGAGGUGCAACUCCAGUUGGACACCGGAUCCGAUAUCAGUGUUGUAUCAAAGCGUGUGUGGGAGAAAAUCGGGAAGCCUUUUACCACCUCUGCCCGAGAAAAAGCAUUUACUGCUUCUGGUGCCCCUCUCCAUCUGCUCUUCAAGUUUGACUGUGACGUCAACGUCAACGGUCAGCAGCGCCGUGGCACAUUUUACGUGGUCGACCAAUCCCUUAACGUGCUCGGUAUCGAUUUGGUCGACGCGUUUGGACUCUGGUCUGUGCCUUUCUCUUCGUUUUCGGCACCCAGCACUUCACCACAGCGCUUUUCCACCCACAAUCGGACGAUUUGUGGACCCUUGAACGAGCCAUACGGAAAAUUCGAGGAGGGAAGAAGCCUAGCUCUUAUAAGCGAGGCCAAGUUCUCCAGGCCAAUCAGAACUUCGUUGGACUAACCGCGCCCAAUGGUUCAAGGCAAUUCCACCAGCCGAACGCAACCGGGGCAUCCAGCGCCAAUACCCGGUGACUCAGCCAGUUCCAAAGCUUCCGUUGACCGUUUUGCUGCACGCUUGGAACUGAUAAAAAAAUGUGCGCACUUCAGCCUGUUUCAUCAGCGCAUGUUACUUGAGACCCAAGUCUGUCUCCAGAUUUCUCACCGAUGUCACCGUUACUCUCCACGCCUCCUUCUCCCUCACCAUCAAGCUCUGCUGACCCAGUGGAGUUCACGUCAACCAGCAAAAAGCUGUGCAGGUGCCUCGUCGUUCUUCGCGAACCAGAAGACCGACGAUCCGGUUCAACCCGCACCGGCUGUAUUAAGGGAGGAGAUGUUAGGGCGUGAAACACCCUACAAACAAUACCGCUGGGCUCACUGCUGGCAGCCUAUCUGUCAGCCGAUCGACGCGCCAACCAGCGGGUAGAUUACAACAACAACAACCAAUCACUUUAUGUUUUGUAUUGUAAACGCAUAGUCGCGACGUGAUUUUACCUCGUCAAUAAAUCGUCUUUUUAAUAUGUAGUGUUAAGUAACUACGUGUUAUUUAUUACCUUGUAUCCGUGCUACCCCAGUUUACAACAAUAUACAAAUGUGAAUUUUGCUUGAUUUUAGUAAAAACUUAGUUUGUUGGCUGCCUUCUUUUUUUUUGGCAGCAGCCGUAUUUGUCGCCACAAAUAAAAAAGUUAGUGCAGUUAGGAACUCGAUGCCGGCGGUAACUUUGGUGAUGAAGUGGACAACGAAAUAGUGACCGAACGACACCGGAAGUAUACAGGUUGCUGCUGCCAGUCAAGGUAUACAUACAUCAUCAAAGCCAGCGAAUGUACGAGGAGGUUUCCAAGUCCUGGCAAAAAGGAACCUCGGUGGUUCCUGUUGGCCGUAUAUGGAACCAUCGGAAAUUGGCAGUUAAAAUUUACAGUGACAAAUAGUGUUUUCAAUGAUGUUAAAAUUCAGAAAA